AGGGGUGAGGUGACGGUGACGGGGGUGAGUAGCAGACAAACAGAAACAGUCGGCUGCACAGUACAUCUGUUUGAGUUGCGUGGGUGCAAAAGAUUGCCGUUUUGCUAAUCUGCCGGCGUUUAACAACAGUGUCAAGAAUGACCUUGAAGACAGGUUGUCAUCGUUUGAUGUACACUCUCACGCACCAGUCAAGUAUGCUAGGCUUUCGGUCACGAGGGCAUUUACUCCUGAGUAGGUUAGGUAAUCUGGAUUCCAAAACAAGUAGCACGUCUUGCUCUUGGUUCUCCACCGGUUCCGCUCUCAACAUGCGGCUUGUACAGUUCACCGAUCUCCAAGGUGGUCCGCAGAAGUUGGGUGUUCAACCUCAGCAAGAUGGUGAAAUAACUGACAUAAGCAGUGGAAGUGGCAAGAUCCCUAAUGACCUGAUCAAGUUAAUUCAAGGUGGACCUGAACUUUGGGCGGAGGCAGAGAAAGCUGCAGCCAAAUCGAGUAUCAAAGCUCAGGCUAAAGAUGUCAAGUUAUUAGCUCCUUUGACAGCACCUGGCAAGGUAAUCUGUGUCGGACUGAACUACCGAUGCCAUUGUAAUGAACAGCACAUCGAACCUCCACAUGAACCUAUGUUCUUCUCCAAGUUUGCCAGCUGCAUUGUAGGACCAACCGAUAAUGUUGUUUUGCCUACAGUCUCUACUAAAGUUGACUGGGAAGUAGAAAUGGUCGUGGUGAUUGGGAAGCAGUGUAGAAAUCUGAAGCCAGAAAACACAAUGGAAAAUGUGUUUGGAUAUACUAUUGCUCAGGAUAUAUCUGCACGUGAUUGGCAAAAGGGUCGUAAUGGUGGCCAGUGGCUACUUGGAAAGAGCAUGGACACAUUUUGCCCAUUGGGCCCAGCUGUAGUUACAGCUGGAGAUUUCCCCAAGGGACCUCAUGUACUUCCUCUAUCAUGCUCAAUAAAUGGAGUCAAAAAACAAGACAGUAAUACAGAUCAACUAAUUCACCAAGUUGACUACAUUAUCUCUCAUCUUUCACACUUAUUUGCACUUCUACCAGGUGACAUAAUUCUCACGGGAACUCCAGCUGGUGUUGGGGUAUUUAGAAACCCUAGAGAAUUUCUGAAGCCUGGAGAUGUUAUUGACAGUGAAAUUGUCGGAAUUGGAAAAAUGCGCAAUCCAGUAGUUGCCCCUCAGUGAAUUGCAAUUUAGUGCUCAAACAUAUAUAUUCAUUAUCUCACUGGAGCUGUGAAUGAGCUUUUGUUGUACAAAUUGCGUUUAGAAGGGAUGUUGUUGACUGUACCUAAAACACUUAAUGUUAAGUUUUGCAUCAAAGCAUAGUUUGAUGAUAGUUAAAUUUCUUUUAGAUUGUUGUGCGCAUUUUAAAAUUGCAACUGUCGGUUUAUGUUUGUUUUGUUUUUUUUGUGUUGAAUAAUAAUGAACAUACCUGUUAAGAAUUUCAAGAAAAUUUAGUUCUACUUAAUUGUUUAAAAAAUUGGUCAUGGUAUUUCAGGCAAGAGGAUACAUACUAUUUAGAACCAAAGGUGACUUUCAAAUUACUUAUCAUUAAGUAUGGAACAAUAUUAAUACUAUUGCUAAUGACCAAAUAACCGUAUUUGCUGCAAAUCUCAUUGAAUGGACAGAUCAAGGCAGUUGUGUGUAUGCGAAUGAUAGUGGCUUUAUUAUAACAUUUAACACACAUUCUCUCCAUAUGUGAAUUGUUGAGCACAAUAGUUGCUGUUGCUGGACACAUCAAGGAACUUUUAUUAUUUUUCGCUUUGUUUUAACAUCAGUUUUCUUCAAAGAUUUAGAAAGAUCAGGUCUCAGGCCAUAUUGUUUACAGUGGUAUGUGACUGGCAUGAUCCCAGUCUGCAAUGAUCAAUUAAUAUAAUGCCAAUUUCAUGUAAAUUCGUCAAAACAUAUAUCAAAUUUGGGGCCACAUUUUCACCAAAUUGACAGUUUUUUGAUUGAUCAUUGCAGACGGGGGAUAUGUAGCAGAAUUCAGGGUCAGGUUAUGCUUUUGGAAAUGUGUUGACUUUUCACGAGUUUAUACAAAAUAGCUGAGGGCGCGGGCCAGUUAAAGCGAGUGGGACAGCGGAUGACAGUAAUUAUGAACCGGACGCCGGAUGUUUAUGUAGGAUGACGCACGUUAGAUAUUCGUUAUCCAUACCGACCGAGUCCUGAAAGUAUCAAUUUUAGACUAGCACCCCCGCAUUUUUUCGGAAAAUGUGUGUUACUAGAAACCCCCGUCCCGGUCGACUGACUCCUCACAAAAACAUUCAAGUCCUACGACGUCACGUCUAGGGUGGGCCGACUGCCCCACACAGCUGCUUGGCGGGCUAGUCUACCCCGCGCUUUGCAGGCGCUAUCUCUAGCGUAUUGUUCUCUUGCCGUCUCUUGCCCAGGAGACUUGUGAGUGGACGAAACCGAAAGACGCCGUACGUUACCUAGCAUCGCUUCGGUUAGGCUGUGGUAAAAAAACAAAACAAAAAAAAAAACACUCGGUGACUCUUGCUAUGGCCCUACCACUUGCUAAACUUUUAAAGGUUGUGGAGGAAUAUGUUAAGUAUACUUUUUGAGGAGUUGGGUAGUAAAUGCAUAACUAGCUUCUUUUUAUUUUGCCGGUAUGUAGGUAGAGUUUGAGACAGUGUGUUCUUAUUGUAGGAAUGGUUGUGUAUUGAUGAAGAAACUACUGAAGAGUCUGAUCUGUGUCUAGAAUCUUAGAUUUGCCGGGCUGAUGGUUGAUUUGUAAACCAAGAAGCAGUAUUGUUUUGCUUUCAGCCUUUUGUAUGUGGGGCAAUAAUAUGACCAGUAUGAGUAAUUCAGAAAUAUUGCAGUUUUACACCAGUUGACUUUUAUUUUUUGAAAUAGCUAUUCAUAACUUUGUCAGUUUUUGAAUGUUUGCUGUUAUAACCAUGUCCAUUGUGAACUGUGUUAAAGAUUUCUUUUAUUAAAUAAGUAUUGGUGUUGAUAUGAAAUGACACCUUGUAGUGUGCCUUUAGUUUGGUUAACUUUGACUAUAUUUUUAAAGUUUAUUUUCUUUCAAUGAUAUAUGAUAAAGUUAAGAUUAUCGUUUUCUCUGCUUUUGUCCUGUUACAGACUGAUCAAAUCAUGUCUGACGUGUACGAGUACUUUUUAAAAUUCCAUCAUUGUGAUACAUGAAGACUGGUUUAUUAAAACCAUGCCUGUACUUAUUUUUAUUCUUUGGCUGGGCGUUGCCCCUGUCACGCCGUCACACACACAUCAUAGCCGCAGCAGGUUUUCAAUUCACCCUUGUGAGACCAAACUAUGUCUUCCACAUUAAAAAUAAAGAUUUAUCGAUAUCCGA
Molecule: messenger RNA, 3312 nt
Organism: Frankliniella occidentalis (western flower thrips)
Lineage: Eukaryota; Metazoa; Arthropoda; Insecta; Thysanoptera; Thripidae
Product: fumarylacetoacetate hydrolase domain-containing protein 2
Exons: 6
Coding region: 138-1184 (348 amino acids)
Molecular function (GO): hydro-lyase activity
Source: RefSeq, a predicted model, not a curated record